Molecule: messenger RNA, 1500 nt
Organism: Cotesia congregata
Lineage: Eukaryota; Metazoa; Arthropoda; Insecta; Hymenoptera; Braconidae
Source: the annotation of a GenBank genome assembly
AUGGCCGAAACCUCGAGAGACCCGGAGCUCGCAGAAGCCGAAAACAUCGACGAGGUUCGCGCAGCUUUGAAUCUGAUGUGUGCUUCCACUGCGCCCAAAAAAAAGCCCUUACCUGAAAGAGACUCCUGGAGCAGCAAGCUUGAUUUUAUUCUCAGUGUUGUCGGACUGGCCAUCGGGCUGGGAAAUGUGUGGCGAUUUCCUUACCUCUGUUACAAAAACGGUGGCGGCGCGUUCCUAAUCCCCUAUUUCUUAACCCUGUUCCUCGCCGGGAUUCCCAUGUUCUUCAUGGAGCUGGCGCUGGGCCAAAUGCUGACCAUCGGGGGCCUCGGCGUCUUCAAAAUCGCCCCCAUUUUCAAGGGAAUCGGGUACGCAGCCGCGGUCAUGUCCUGCUGGAUGAACAUUUACUACAUCGUUAUCCUCGCCUGGGCCAUUUUCUACUUCUUCGUCUCUAUGAGGAGUGUCGUUACGACCACAGUCUUGCCCUGGGCUUCUUGUAACAAUGUUUGGAACACCAAAAACUGCAUCAAUCCGUACAACCGCAGCUCGCUUCACUGUUGGGACCAAAUUUCCAAAAGUGGUGUCGUUAAAAUGUGCUCUGUUAACAGUGUUAAUGUUUCUGUUUCUGAACUCAGUGAUCCUGUUAAAGAAUUUUGGGAACGACGAGCAUUGCAAAUCUCAGAAGGAAUAGAGCAUGUAGGAGGAGUUCGUUGGGAGCUGGCCGGUACAUUAUUAAUCGUCUGGAUAAUGUGCUACUUCUGCAUCUGGAAAGGGGUAAAGUGGACCGGAAAAGUCGUCUACUUCACAGCUUUAUUUCCGUACGUACUUCUCACAAUUUUACUUAUCCGAGGAAUAACUCUACCCGGCGCGAUGGAGGGCAUACACUUCUAUAUCAGCCCGAACCUCUCAAAGCUCAAAGAAUCUCAGGUAUGGAUUGACGCAGUAACGCAAAUUUUCUUCUCAUACGGUCUGGGUCUGGGAACGCUGGUCGCUUUGGGAAGCUACAACAAGUUCACGAACAACGUCUACAAGGAUGCGCUGAUCGUCUGUACAGUGAAUUCCUCAACGAGUAUGUUCGCCGGGUUUGUAAUUUUUUCGGUAGUAGGAUUCAUGGCGCACGAGCAGCAGAAGCCGGUUGCUGAAGUGGCAGCUUCUGGUCCGGGGCUGGCCUUCCUGGCUUAUCCUUCGGCGGUUCUCCAGCUGCCUGGAGCCCCGCUCUGGUCUUUCGGGUUGUCUUGCAUAUCCCAGGGCGGAAUGUACGUCUUCCAAAUCCUUGAUUCCUACGCGGUGUCUGGUUUUUGUCUGCUCUUCCUCAUUUUCUUCGAGUGCAUCGCUAUUAGCUGGGCUUUUGGAGUCAAUAGAUUCUACGAUGGUAUCAGAGAUAUGAUUGGAACGCCUGGAGAUACUAGUACGAAAAUGAAAUUACUAGUAAGAAUAGAAGAAGACGUACCGAGUUUACGAGUGAAAAUGGGUCUUCCAGCAGUAGAAUUAUCACCAUUGUAG